AUUGUUAUAUUUUCUUUUAAAAAUAAUAAUUGAUUAAUGGUCUACGAAUUGUCCUUGAUGGAUUUCUUGUUGUUAAUGAAUAAUCCUUCACAUCUAAAAGUAUAAAGCUCUUUAUUAUUAAAGCUCUAAAAGCUAAGAAAGAAAAAUGGAACGUCGUGGACGUAUACCUGUUGCAACAUUUCGUACACAGGAAGGUAAAACUCGAAGUCGCAGCCGUGUGAGAGAACCAGAUUAUAAUGAACAAGAUCCCGAAACUGAUCUCUUCACUUUAUUAGAGGAUAAUAUUGCUUUGAAAGAGGAGAAUAAAGCACUUAAAAUCGAAAUUGAAGAACAAAAAAAACAACAAAGUCAACUUGCGUCACAGCAUACGAAUGUUUGCGAAGAAUUACAAAUGCUUAGGAAAGAUCAGGCGAAUAUUGAUGUGCAAAUCAAAGAACUGACUACGAAAUGUUCCAAGGUACAAGGCGAACGUAAUGCCUUAGAUAAGCUACAUAAAAUGAAAGUUGAUAUUAUUAAUAGUUUAACAAACGAACUAAACUUGCUACAGGACAGACAACAGGAAAGUAAUCCUAACAUAAUGGUCAGUUCGGAUGCACUUAAAGGCAAAUUACUUAAAAUUUUGCCUAGUUUAAAUAGCAAUGAAAUGGAAAGCCUCAUUGAUGUUGAGUCUGCUGUUAGUGUACCCAUAACUAAUGAUCUGAUCGAACGUUUAGUAGAUGAAUUUAUGACACUGAAGAAUUCAAUGAAUGCUGUAGAACUACAACUUUAUGAAGCAAAUGAAAAGAUUGCUGAAUUAGUUGAGAACCAACAUCAUUUAGAAGAGGAGAAUGAAAAUUUACGUACAGAAAAUACAAAUCUAACUAAAGUUGCUAAAUUAUUGACUGAAAAUAUGAAGGAAAGCGUUGAAACUAGCAAAAAAAUGGAAGCAGCUCUUAUUAAGUUAAAACAACGUAACGAUGACUUGACAUCUAAAUUGCGUGAUGCACCAGAUGGUUUACCUGCACCGAGUCCUUCUCCUACCACAAUUAAAGCUAACGAAGAAUUUGAGAAAAUAAAGGAGGAAGUCGAAAUACAAAACAGAGAUCAUGGAGAACGUAUUGUCGAAAUGAAGAGUCUUAUGGAUGCGGCUAUACAAAAAAAUACUAACGAUGAACUAAAAACCUUACAACUUAAAUUGGAAAUUAUGGAAGCUGAACUGCAUAAGGCGAUUGCACGUGCCGAACUUGCCGAAAAUGAACUAGAAAAGUACAAAACAAAAGUUGAACCAACUGUGCUACUAGCGCCACCACCACCACCUCCGCCACCACCACCACCACCUAUGCCUGCUACUUUGCUUUAUAAGCCUCCAACUAGUUACUUGCAUGCAAAUCGUUUUACGAAUUUAGAUGGUGAUGGUGAAGGUGUGGGUGGCGGUGACGGUGACGGUGGGGCAGCUGGUUCAUUCAGCGACAGAAUUGCGUCGCACACUUUUCUACAACAACGAAAUUGUGGUGAUAAAAUAAUUGGUACUGUUAAGCAACAAGUGCAACCAGAAGCUGCAACAGGUCUUGACGCUUUAGUACGUGAAUUCAAAUCUGGGCGUGUGACAUUACGUCGAAAUCGUCGCAAAACGAAAACCAACGAUGCAUUGCAGGAAAUGUUCCAAGUCUUAGAAAUAAGUCAGAAACAAAAUAGGGACUCUAAAAUAUGUAUCGAUAUGCAUAUCUAAAAAACUUUCAUUAUUCUACUAUAACCAUAAUCUAGCUCGCAUCUCAAUUUAACCUCUGCCAAACGUCUUCAACAACGAAUAUACGACUUCUUCAUCAAAAGGAAUCAAUAAUACUUAAGUGCCUUAUACUUACAAUUUAAUAUAUCUAUUUUAAAUAUCCAUCAAUAUGAUGGAUCAAUAUAUACAUACAUAUAUACUAAAAAUUAACUGGCUUAUUGCUUUUUAUACGCUUCUUGUGAAAUCAAACUAUAAUACAUAUUUUAAAUAUUAAAUAUUAAAUAUUUUAUAUAAUCUUUUUUGCUCUUAACUACACGCUUAAAGCUUAUUUCUUCUGUG
This is a messenger RNA of Teleopsis dalmanni, 2044 nucleotides long. RefSeq names its product shootin-1-like. NCBI's taxonomy places the organism in Eukaryota, Metazoa, Arthropoda, Insecta, Diptera, Diopsidae. The transcript is spliced from 8 exons. The record is from RefSeq and is a predicted model, not a curated record. Bases 146 to 1708 code for a protein of 520 amino acids.